Neopelma chrysocephalum (saffron-crested tyrant-manakin) is the source of this 3794-nucleotide messenger RNA. It is a transcript of the gene DTX4, whose product is annotated as deltex E3 ubiquitin ligase 4. The transcript has 8 exons. Gene Ontology annotation, biological process: Notch signaling pathway; protein ubiquitination. The record is from RefSeq and is a predicted model, not a curated record. Gene Ontology annotation, molecular function: zinc ion binding; ubiquitin protein ligase activity. Bases 111 to 1652 code for a protein of 513 amino acids. Gene Ontology annotation, cellular component: nucleoplasm. NCBI's taxonomy places the organism in Eukaryota, Metazoa, Chordata, Aves, Passeriformes, Pipridae.
CAGGCACGAUCCGCCCCGUCCGGCGCAGCUACUACGACCCAUCGUCGGCGCCCGGCAAGGGAGUCGUCUGGGAGUGGGAGAAUGACAGCGGGACGUGGACGCCCUAUGACAUGGACGUGGGCAUCACCAUCCAGCGUGCCUACGAGAAGCAGCACCCCUGGGUGGACCUGAGCGCCAUCGGCUUCUGCUACGUCAUCGACUUCGCCACCAUGGGGCAGAUCAACCGGCAGACCCAGCGCAAGCGCCGCGUCCGCCGCAGGCUCGACAUGGUCUACCCGCUGGUCUCGGGCACCCUGCCCAAGUCCCAGUCGUGGCCGGCCAGCCCCGGGGCGGCGGCAGCCCCACCGGUCCCCGCCUGCACCUGUCCCCAGUGCCUCCUGGUCAUGAGCGUCAAAGCCACCGUGUCGGCCGCCGGCCCCGGCACCGCCACCCUGCAGCCCCGCAAAGCCCCCGCCCCGCCGCCGACUGCCCCCAAAGCCCCGGCGCCCGCCCCGGGGACCAAGGCGCCCGACGGUGUGGCCGUGGUGCGCGGCUCACUGAAGCCGCUGGCGGCCCAGGGGGGCCGGCGUCAGGCGGCCAGCACGCCCGCCCUCAGCUCGGCCGGCUCCACCGGCAGCCCACCCGGUGCCGGCAGUGGCAAAGCGGCCCGUCCUGGCCUCGGCACCCUGAACCGCAGCCACCUCCAGCGCCUGGCCAUCGCCCAGUCCCGCGUGCUCAUCGCCUCGGGGGUCCCCACUGUCCCUGUGAAGAACCUCACUGGCUCCAGCCCCGUCAACCCAGCACUGGCAGGGAUCACGGGGAUCCUGAUGAGCGCGGCCGGGCUGCCCGUGUGCCUGACACGGCCCCCCAAGCUGGUGCUGCACCCCCCGCCCGUCAGCAAGAGCGAGAUCCAGUCCAUCCCCGGCAUCUCCCACACCUGCCGCAAGACCACCAAGAAACAGGCCAAGAAGGGUAAAACCCCGGAGGAGGUACUGAAAAAGUACCUGCAGAAGGUGCGGCAUCCGCCGGACGAGGACUGCACCAUCUGCAUGGAGCGUCUCUCUGCCCCCUCUGGCUACAAGGGCCCCCAGCCAGCCGUCAAGCCUGACCUCGUGGGGAAGCUGGUCAAGUGUAGCCACGUCUUCCACCUCCACUGCCUGGUGGCCAUGUACAACAACGGCAACAAGGACGGGAGCCUGCAGUGUCCCACCUGCAAAACCAUCUACGGGGUGAAGACGGGGACGCAGCCCCCGGGGAAGAUGGAGUAUCACAUCAUCCCUCACGCGCUGCCCGGCCACGCCGACUGCAAAACCAUCCGCAUCAUCUACAACAUCCCCCCGGGGGUGCAGGGACCGGAGCAUCCAAACCCUGGGAAGAGCUUCACGGCCCGUGGCUUCCCCCGGCACUGCUACCUGCCAGACAGCGAGAAGGGCAGGAAGGUACUGAGGUUGCUGCUGGUAGCCUGGGACCGGCGCCUGAUCUUCGCCAUUGGGACCUCCAGCACCACGGGCGAGUCGGACACGGUGAUCUGGAACGAGAUCCACCACAAGACAGAGUUCGGCUCCAACCUCACUGGCCACGGCUACCCUGACAUCAACUACCUGGACAAUGUCCUGGCCGAGCUGGCGGCCCAGGGCAUCACGGAGGAGAGCCUGGUGCAGGAGAAGGACUGACACCGUGGCAGGGAGGCAAGGAAAGGGUUGCCUGUGCUGGCACCCACCAGGAUAAAGCUGCUGGAGAAACCCGCCUGGGGGCUUUUCGGGGUGCACCCAGAGCCCCCUGCUCCCAGUGACGCCCGCGCGGUGGGAGCAUCCCCAGGCUGGCCGGGAAUGCGGGAGAAGGUCCUUUUGGCCAUCCCCUUCACUCCUGCAGGGCGGGAACAUCCCCACAUGCAGCUGUGGGGCUUCAGGCUGGCGUGACCACCCCUCUGGAUGGUGUGCUAUCCUCGCUGCCACUGUGCUGAGGGCUUGGGGGGUGCCAGGCUCCCCUCUCUCCUCGUCCACACCGGUCCCAGCCUGACCCAACUCCCCUGACACCCACCUGGGGCUGGGACCUGGCCUGGGGUGGGAGCUGGAGCCAUGGGAGUCCCCCUUGCUCUGCCUCGUCCCUCUGACGUUUGUUUGUUUGUUUGUUCUGUCCGGUACCUUCCCUCUGGUCUCCUGUGUCCGUGGAGGUUGGGGGGGCCCUGGGCUGCCCCCCAGCCCUGUGCCCUCUGCUCCUCUUGGCUGUGUCUGAACUGUGCCCUGCAGGGUCCCCUUGUCUGGGCUGCCCCCGCCUCUGGAUGCCAGGGAGGGGCUGGUGGGUGCUAGGAAGUGGAGAGGGGGGGGACAGUGAUGGACAUUUUCUGGCCUGUGUCCCACCCCCACCACAGUGGGUUCCUUGAACUGUUCGUAUGGGGGUGUCCCCGCGUUGAAUUUCUAUAAUACCUCGUAUUUUGGGGUUUUGUCGUAUAUAUGUACAUAUAGGGGGGCGUUUUGGGAGGCAGCCUGAGGCCUGGGAGAACGUGGUGCUGGAGCCAGGCUGGGACUGGGCAUGGUGGUGCUUGGGGUUGGGACAGGGGCUGUGGGGACCCCCAACCCCAACAGGGCUCUGCCCCACAGGAGGGCUGUCACCUGUGGGUCCUCAUGGGGCCAAGGCGCAGGUGGGGCUGAGAACUGUUCCCCUUGCUGUCCCCAGAGAGGCCUUGGAGGGGCUGGUGAGGGACUGGCAUGGGCUGGGGCGUGGGUAGGAGAGUGUGGGUGAUGGGGGGUGGGGGGAGUGUGUUCCAUGGCAUCUUGGGCUCCCUGGGCCUUUGGGUGACCCGGGCUGGUGGAAUGUGUCCCUGUCCAGGGGGUUUGGGAUGAGAUGGUCUGUGAGGUCCCUUCCAGCCCAAACCAGUGUAGGAUUCAUAGGGCCUCUCAGAGCUGCCUGUGCCAGGGUGCUGGUGUGGUCCCCACAGUUUUGAGGGCUACCCCGGGGGCACUGUCCCCACUGCUGGGGUCUGGCUGCCCACGAGACCCCUGGGCUUGGAGAGCAAGAGUGGGGGGCAGCAUCCACCACUGCCCAGGCUACCCCCAGCCCUGUGCUGUUGCCCCCUGGGGGAAGGUGGGGCCUCCCAGCCGGUUUUGUUGCAUUCCCCUCCUGGUUUGCCUGGGGAGGGUCACCUCACCCUCUGUGCUGGGGACGGCGGUGCGGGAGUGGGGCCCAUCCUUCUGUGCAUCGUUCUGUUGUCAUUGCUGUUUUCCCCUCUCCGUGGUCUGGGGGGUCUGUCACCCCCGCUGACCACCCCGUGGAGGGGGGUGGGGGGUCAAUAAAGCGAAUGGCAGGGGACCCUCGUGGUCCCUGCACGGCCUGGCCUCUCUGUUGUCUUCUGUCAGUCGUCUGUGUGGCCAGGCGAGCGAGGGGCACCAUGGGCAGGGCCAGGCACCCCUCGUCCCCCUGAAGCCCCUUUGCACCCAUCCGUCCCCAGCCGUCCUUAGCCUGGGUUGUUAUUUUCUACCUCAAGGGAGAAAACCUCUUUCCCCAGGAACACCCCCCCCCAUUUUUGGGUGGCUCGGCCGCCCAGGGAGCUGCACAGCAGUGUGAUUCCUCCCCCGUGCCAGCCCUGGGUUUUCCCCGGUGCAGACAAACCCUGUCUGGAGCUAUGCAAAACCCUGCCAUGAUCCGGGCAAGGAAGGGAGGGUCCUCACCCCCCACCUACUCCGCGGUUCCAGCCUGGUGGCUUUUAUUGUGACUAAGUCUUUCCACAACAUGACUUUUUUUUUUUCCUUUUUUUAAUGCUCUGUUGACUACACAGUCGGUUGCUGGCUGAAAUAAAACUGCUCCGUGGCUCUGUG